AUGUCAUCCUACGCCGCGUUUCGGGCUGCGGAGCGCUCUUCCACUCUCAAUGGUGGCUCCUCUUCAUCCCAUUCCCAACCCCACUCCCGCAACUCAACUCCAUGUGGCAACGGGUACGGUAACGGCAGCAGUAGCAGCGGUAGCAGCAGUAGCAGCAGCACCAAUAAUGGCAACGGCAACAGCAAUAGCAACGGCCGGAACGGCGACAAAGAGAAAGAGAAGGUCACUUUUGCCAGUCCAGAGAUCAAAGCACUAUCUCCUCUUCGAUCCAACAAGGCUUACGAGUAUAUGUAUCGCUCUGCCGACAUCGGGCAAGAGCUUCAAUGUCGCCUAGCUAGGAACCCUCCACGACUUUUCCCCGAAUACGAAGCAACACGUCUCUACGACUACUGGAUUGCCUGGGUUGAAGAAUGGGAAAUCGGUCACAAAGGUCUCGCUAUUGUCAAUCCUUACUCGACAAUGGUCAGCGACGUUAUUCCACCUUGGGACUUUGUCUGGACUGACGAGGAUCUUCUCGACCCUUCGGUUCCACCUCUCGACCAGCUCAAGCCCGAACCGGAAGUCAACGGCUACAAGCUCACUGAUGAGCUUGUCGCUAGAGGUGGAUGUAACUGCGAGGAUGACGAAUGCGAUCCGAAAACUUGCGCUUGUUUGAGACGAGCUGCAAACUGCUAUCCUCAUUUGGAGACGCCGUAUCAGACGAUGUUCAAUCCUCCCAAGUCGCAGUCCGACACCAGUGGUCAUGACGCAACUUCGUUCGAGCCCAAUCCUGACUUUGUUUACGACUCUUUCGGUAGACUCAGCAGUACGGUAGCCGAAGGUACGCCUAUUUUCGAGUGUAACGACCUCUGCCCCUGUGGAGAAACGUGUAGGAACCGCGUUGUGCAGAAGGGUAAGAAGGUCAACCUUGCAUUCUGCAAGACCGAGACUAAGGGCUGGGGUAUCAAGGCGUUGGAGCAGUUAUCGCGUGGAACCUUUGUCGGUGUCUAUGGAGGCGAAUUGCUCAGCGAUGCCGAAGCUGAACGACGAGCUGAGGUCUACGACAAGAAGCUCGGCACCACUUACCUUCAGACUGUCGAUAGUCAUAUCAUCAAGGUGCAUUUGACCAAGAAGAUCCUCGAGAGGGAGUUAGCGGAGAAGGAUGAGCUCAAGUACUAUCGCGGCAAUCGGGACAAUGAGCGUCGUAUGGUCGAGCUCAUCUCUGUUACGGCAGACAACAUCGAGAAGUACGAUGAUUACUAUAGGUACCUUGAGGAUGGUGGUGAUUCGAGGUUGUGGCAGUUGGAGUUACGUAUUCGUAAUGGAACAGCCACUGAGGAAGAAAAGGAAAAGAUCUUGUCGCAGGGCUUGAAGGAUGCAACACUGCGAGCGAAUGAGCAAGCUCUGGCCAAAAGGGAUAGACUUGUGGCAGAAGCACCAGGCCUUCUAUUCCCCGAAGCCAUUGAUCCGAAGCAAGACUAUGACGAUGUAGUCUACAAAUUCCUCAGCCUGUCCAAGGAGGAACAAGAACACGCUCGCAAAAUGCACGACAUUCGCUCUGACGAAGAAGACCAACACUUUGUCACGGUCGAUUCUGCACUAUGGGGGAACCAUACUCGAUUCUUCAACCACUCUUGCGAUCCUAACAUACUCCACGUACCCGUCUAUAUCAGUAAUGCUUCCAUCAUGCGUCCGCUACUGGCAUUUUUCACGCUCAGACCGGUAGCAGAGGGUGAGGAGCUUUGCUUCGCCUACAGUGGAAAGGCGAGCGAAGCUCCUUACUCAGCUCCGGAAAGUCCGGCAAAACGAACUGCAGGUCGACCCAAAAAGGCAACCACAAUGCACACUCCCUCUACCAAGCCAGGUGCGGAUACGAGAGCAGCGAUUACUGCCACUCCUGCCAACAGUGCUGCGGCAACAGGGGCAAAUAUGGCGAAUGCAAAGUUGGGGAUCAAAUGUGCUUGUGGUGCAAAGUAUUGUACCGGGAGAGUGUUUGCUUAG
Ustilago hordei is the source of this 1980-nucleotide messenger RNA. RefSeq lists its product as uncharacterized. Gene Ontology annotation, molecular function: protein binding; zinc ion binding; histone methyltransferase activity. The record is from RefSeq and is a predicted model, not a curated record. Gene Ontology annotation, cellular component: nucleus. Lineage: Eukaryota; Fungi; Basidiomycota; Ustilaginomycetes; Ustilaginales; Ustilaginaceae. Bases 1 to 1980 code for a protein of 659 amino acids. The transcript has a single exon.